AUGCUCGUCACUGUCGACCCUCUCAAGCCUGCAAGGGGCCAAGCCGGCCUCAUGAACCGCUGGCAUCCCGACAUCCCCGCGUUCGCCCGCGUCGCGCAGGGCGAGGUCUUCAAGCUCGGCUGCCACGAGUGGACCGGCGGCCAGGUCAAGAACUCGGACGACGCCGACGACAUCCGCGACGUCGACCUGUCCGAGAUCCACUUCCUCACGGGCCCCGUGGCCGUCGAUGGGGCCGAGCCCGGCGACGCGCUCGUCGUCGAGAUCCUCAACAUCGAGUACUACGAGGAGAUGCCCUGGGGCUACACCGGCAUCUUCGAGGAGAAGGAUGGCGGGCUCUUUGCGAGCGAGUUCAAGACGCGAGCGAGCAAGGCCGUGUGGGACUUCGAGGGCCGGUUCGCCUCGAGCCGGCACAUCCCGGGCGUGCGCUUCGCCGGCAUCACGCACCCGGGUAUCAUCGGCACUGCCCCGUCGCAGGAGCUCCUCGACGAGUGGAACCGCCGCGAGCAAGCCCUCAACGACGCGCACCCGGGCGCGUCUCCCGCCGUCGCGCUCCCGCCUCUCGCCGAGGGCGUCUACGUCGGGCAGGAUCUUCCCGCCGACGUCCUCGACAAGAUCGCCAGGGAGGGUGCUCGGACGGUCCCUGGGCGCGAGCACGGCGGCAACUGCGACAUCAAGAACCUCAGCAUCGGCUCGAAGGUCUGGCUGCCCGUGUUCGUCCCGGGCGCCAACCUCGCUAUCGGCGACCUGCACUUCUCGCAAGGCGAUGGAGAGCAAAGCUUCUGCGGGGCGAUCGAGCAAGCCGGCAAGGUGACGCUCAAGUGCUCGGUCGUCAAGGGCGGCAUCGAGAAGUUCGCGCUCAAGCAGCCCAUCUUCCUUCCUUCGCCCAUCGAUCCGCUUUACACGCAGCAGCUCACCUUUGAGGGCAUCGGCGCCGACCUUCACGGAGACGGCUCGCAGAAGUCCAUGUGCGCGACGACGGCGUACAAGCAGGCGUCGCUCAACGCCAUUGCCUAUCUCAAGAAGCUCGGCUACACGCUCGAGCAAGCGUACCUCCUCCUCUCGGCCGCCCCCGUCGAGUCGCACGUCGCCGCCCUCGUCGACGUGCCCAACGCCAUGGUGACCGUCUCGCUCCCGACGGCCAUCUUCGACCGCGACAUCCUGCCGCACCCGGACGGCCUCGAGAAGCGCGACUACGGCAACUGCGCGCUCAGGAGCGACGGCCUGCGCAGCUUUGACCUGCUCGACGCGAACGAGGACAAGGCCAAGGCGGCCAAGAAGUGA
Rhodotorula graminis WP1 is the source of this 1281-nucleotide messenger RNA. RefSeq lists its product as uncharacterized. The record is from RefSeq and is a predicted model, not a curated record. Gene Ontology annotation, molecular function: hydrolase activity, acting on carbon-nitrogen (but not peptide) bonds, in linear amides. The transcript is spliced from 7 exons. Bases 1 to 1281 code for a protein of 426 amino acids. Lineage: Eukaryota; Fungi; Basidiomycota; Microbotryomycetes; Sporidiobolales; Sporidiobolaceae.